This is a messenger RNA of Entrophospora sp. SA101, 450 nucleotides long. The record is from the annotation of a GenBank genome assembly. NCBI's taxonomy places the organism in Eukaryota, Fungi, Glomeromycota, Glomeromycetes, Entrophosporales, Entrophosporaceae.
AUGGAUCAUUUCAAAGAAAAAUUCAGAUAUUAUAAUUCCCUAGCCGACAAAGAAUUAGCAAAAUAUCCACAAGUAAAUAAGUUGGAACAAACAACUGGAGUUCCAAAAACUUACCUUGCAGCUGGCGUUUUAAGCAUUGUAUCUAUUUUGAUAUUUUUCAAUUUUUGGGGGGAAUUACUCUCUAACCUCAUCGGAUGGCUUUAUCCUGCUUAUGCUUCUUUCAAAGCCGUUGAAAGUGCAGAGAAAACCGACGAUACUCAAUGGUUAACUUAUUGGCUUUUCCUUCCAGGUUUCAAAGGAGCUCAAGUUCUUUAUAGUAAAUUCUUUAGACCAGUUCUUUUGUCAUAUGAAGAUGGUAUUGAUCAUGGCAUUAACAAAACAAAAAAAGUUGCUAAAAGUGUUGUCAACGCUGAAACUGACCCUCCUCUUAAUAGUAAUAAGAGUGAUUAG